This is a messenger RNA of Aquila chrysaetos chrysaetos, 4769 nucleotides long. RefSeq names its product PAS domain containing serine/threonine kinase (gene PASK). Gene Ontology annotation, cellular component: cytoplasm; nucleus; cytosol. NCBI's taxonomy places the organism in Eukaryota, Metazoa, Chordata, Aves, Accipitriformes, Accipitridae. The record is from RefSeq and is a predicted model, not a curated record. The transcript is spliced from 18 exons. Gene Ontology annotation, molecular function: protein serine/threonine kinase activity; ATP binding. Bases 321 to 4421 code for a protein of 1366 amino acids. Gene Ontology annotation, biological process: regulation of DNA-templated transcription; negative regulation of glycogen biosynthetic process; protein phosphorylation.
GUGUGGCGGCGGGGUUGUGGGGGGAAGAGAGGCCGGAGGGAGCCGCAGAUUCCCCAACUCCGGAUCAGUUUUGCCUCCUCCCGCGCCGGCGCCCCAUUGGCUCUCCUCCGUGCCGCUCUCCCACUGCCUUCGCUUAUUGGGCGAUACGGCUGCCUAGUCCCGCCCCCUAUUUCCUCGCGCCCGCUGGCUGUGUGGUGACCGGCCUGAGGAGUGGUGGCCGUCGCCGUGGCGGUGGCCGUCCUGGUGGGGCUGGGACCGGGACCGGGCCUUCACUGCCGAGCGUGGCUCCCUAGGUGUGGCGUGGCAACCAGAGCGUGACCAUGGCAGCCCAGGCUUAUAGCUCCUCUGAAAGGGGCCUUCUGCCUUCACCAAUAGGCUUAGUCCUUACUCUCUUGAAUGACUCUGAUAAGCUAAGUAGAUCAUACCCCUGGGACAGAAAAAGCAGGAAAAGUCAGCUCUCUGAACUCUGCCGGCUUAGAGCAUCUCUUUCUGGGGAGAAAUGGAGCUCUUACUGUUUGUCUUCACUGGCAGCUCAUAACAUUUGUACUAGCAAAACUGGUAACUCAUGGGCUCAAUGGGCUUCUGCCUCUCUCUCCACUUCCAUUGGAAGUUCUGCUUCUUGCUCCUUCUUGCAUGCCCUCGCCGUGGAGGAAUCCAGCCAGCACCUCCCAACUGCUGCACGCAAUCCAAACAAAGCCAUCUUCACCGUGGAUGUCAACACAACAGAGAUCCUAGUGGCUAAUGACAAAGCCUGCAAGCUGCUUGGGUGCAGUAGUCAGGAAGUCAUUGGUCAAAAGCUGUCCUGCUUGAUAUCCAAAUCCAGUCAAGAAGUAUGGGAAGCUGUGGGUGAGGAGUACAUAGAAACUGAUGAAUGUUCAUUGGUGGUUUCAGGAACUGUGGUGGAUAUUAUAGGCCGUUUCAAAGAGAAGAUCCCUGUCUCAGUCUGGCUGAGGCGAAUAAGAAGCAAGGACAGCCAGUGUUGUGUGGUUGUGCUGGAACCAGUGGAAAGACUUUCAGCUUCUGUUUCCUUCAGGGUUGAAGGAGAGAUUACAUCAUGUGACCUCCUUUUUGCCCAUCUCCAUGGCUACCCAACAUUGGAAGAAGUAGUUGGGCUCCACAUAAAGGACCUGAUUCCUUCUGUGCAGAUCCCUCCUCUAGGCAAAAAAAUCCCAAAGAACCUCAGGAUCCAGCGAGCUGUAGGCCGAUCCAGAGAGGGUAAUGCAUUUCCUCUCAGUUUAAAGCUGCAAGUAAGCCUUCUGGAGGAGGACCAAGCGGCAGUGCAGAAAGAUGGUGUUCCACAGACAGAAAAAGAAGGCUCUUUCACAGGCUAUCAUUACUCUGCUACAGUCGUGGUUUUCUCCACCAUCAGUGGUCUUGUUACUGUCGAGUCAGAUGGAACCAUCUGUGGCAUCAAGGAUAGUUUUGCUUUAAUGCUCUUCGGCUAUGAGAAGAAAGAACUGUUGGGAAAGAACAUUACAUUCCUGAUCCCUGGUUUCUAUAACAACAUGGAGAGAAGCAGUGACUGUUCUUUGCCAUUACCUCCUCUUGACGACUCCAUGGGGACAGAGGGUGAGUGCAUCUUUGAAGAUGUUACUGCCUGCCAUACAACUGGCUCUGGCUGCUGGAACAAAGACAGCAUCUUCUUGGCUGCAUCUUUAGCAAGCCUUCUGUCAAGAGAUGAAGAGCAGAAAUUGCAACAAAGACACAAAGACGACAAAUUAAUACAUGAUGAAACUAAACAAAAGAAUGGAACUGGUUUAUUUUCUACUCUCUCGCCUCCUGCAGUGGCAUCCACACCCUCUAAUAGCAAAGACAGCAUUGCUACCAAUGAACUGUCAGCCCACCAUAGAGAGCCUUACCCUGAAACCUGGCUUGACAGAAUCAGAGCAGUGGAACAGUGUAGAACAGUGGAAAUGGCAGGAUCAAAUAAUUCUCAAAAGAUGCUCUCUGCAAGUCUCUCUCCCAUGUCAUCUGAUUCAGAACAGUUGGAUUUAGGUCAGAACAUGAAGAUUCCAGUAAGAAGCAGUGAUAGUGCAGUAUCUGGUGCAUCCGAGACUCAAAAUGCCAGUGAGACUAGUAUCUUGCUUAACCAACUACAAGUUCAUCAUCAAGACCUCAAGGAAGUAAAUUGUCAGCAGGUCUGUAGAUUACCGUAUGAAAUGCUGAAGCAUCAGCACUCCACUGAUGCCUGGGAACAGGCUGCUUCAGCAAAUGUUGCCUGGUCGCCUGUUUGUUCUAGGCUAGAAAGCAAUCUGGAUACUGCAUCCUAUGGCCCAAUUAAGCUGUCUUCUGAUGUUACUUGUAACUCACCUGGAACACCAACAAUAGAUGAACCAUUGGCUGGGGAAACACUGGACAACCGACAAGGCUUUCAAAGCCACAUGGUUACAGGGCAGUUGUCAAAAACAAACUUGAUGUGUGAUGCAAAACAUUCGAGCCUUGAGCAUGUUGUUGUUGAAAACUGCCUGCUAAAUGACGCUUCAUCCUUCUUUGCAAAUGGAAGAAAUACUAUCCAUGAUGUUUGCUCAGGAAAUAAAAUGGGUUGCAGUGCUUCUGCACCAGGAGUUGCCACGUCCUCUGAAGAUGUUAAAGAAUCCGACACUGAGCUGAACUGUGUUUGCUCUGGUCUUGAGGUACUGGGUCUGAAUAUUGAUGUCAAGGAGAACUCAGACAAUUGUUUAGGUAUUACUGCAGCUCUUGCAGGAGCGUCCUCUGUUAAUGCAGCAGACUUGGCUGUAAGCAAUAUGCUAACUCAGAAAAACAGUGCCUUUUCAACUGGGCAAGAAAAGCAGCUGUUGAAUGGUGUUGCCAUAGAAGAUGGUUCUGGGUGGCUGGCCUCCCGAAGGCAUGUAGAAAACUCUGAGGAAUCCUCCAAAGCACUUUUUGAGAAGCCUGAAACUCUUGCAGAGACUAUGGGGGCCAACUUCAACAGAAACCCACUGAAAAGCAAAGGUAGUCCUGAAGAAGACUGUCAGUUGCAUGGGCAGCAAAAUAUGGAGAUAAAAGUAACAUCGACCCCACUGAAACAAGAAGGAAGGCUGAAUCCAGCAGCUCCUUUGACCUUGGAGAUUCUAGAAGGCAGCUACACUGGGAAUUGCUGCCACAGAGAUGGUUCACAAUUAAGUAUACUCUUUGAAGUGAAACGUGUAGAACUACAAGGCCACGCCAUACUUUUCUGUGUCUGGGUGGUGAAAGACCUUCUACAGAGCCAGAAGGAAGCUGUAGCAAAGAGACAGCUUUUGCUCUCCAGUCUAGCAAGCUCUGCCCAGUCUAUUGCUGAUCUUUCCACAAAUAAUCUUGGAGAAUCCAUCAGAUCAACCUCACUUUUUGAGAAUUCCCGAAGAGCUGAAGAGCUUGAAGGAUUAAGGGCAUGUGAGGGAGAAUAUGCAAAAAAUUACAACACUCUCCAUCUUAUUGGCAAAGGAUCUUUUGGCUUUGUCUGCACUGCCAAGGGCAAGAAAGAUCACCAGGAGGUUGUCGUAAAGUUCAUCUGGAAGGAGAGGGUGCUUGAGGACUGCUGGGUAGAUGAUCCUGAUCUGGGGAGAGUUACUCAAGAAAUUGCAAUCCUGUUGAAGCUGCAGCACCCCAGUAUCAUUAAGGUGCUGGAUGUAUUUGAAAAUGAACACUUCUUCCAGCUGGUGAUGGAGAAGCAUGGAUCUGGUCUGGAUCUCUUUACAUUCAUUGAUAAUCAGCCUAACUUGGAUGAGCCGUUAGCAAGCUAUAUAUUCAGACAGCUUGUAUCAGCUGUUGGGUAUCUCCACUGUAGAAACAUCCUUCACAGAGAUAUCAAGGAUGAAAACAUUGUCAUUGCUGAAGAUUUCACAAUUAAAUUAGUGGACUUUGGUUCAGCUGCCUACCUGGAACCCGGCAAACUGUUUUAUACCUUCUGUGGGACAAUUGAAUACUGCUCACCGGAAGUGCUGUCUGGCAAACCGUACCAUGGCCCUGAGCUGGAGAUGUGGUCACUUGGUGUCACCCUUUACACCCUAGUACUGGGAGAGAAUCCCUUCUGCGAGCUGGAGGAGGCUAUGGCCGCUGUCCUGAAUCCUCCUCGGCCUGUGUCAAAAGGUCUCAUGGAUCUCAUCGCUGGGCUUUUGCACCCUGUUCCAGAGCAGCGCACAACUCUAGCCAUGUUAGCAGAGGAUUGUUGGCUGAAGCAGCCUGUGAACCUGGGUGCUUAUAGCUGGGAAGAGGUGUACAUCUCUGCUGAGACAGAAAGCAGCAGAUUCCAAAACAGUUCCAGAGAGCACGCACACAGAGACAGGCUCCCCGCUCCACGCAUGGAGAGUGAGCCGUGCUUGAAUGCUCCCGGCUGUGAGCAUGCAGAUCCUUGCUGGGAAGAAGCAGCGGCUGUGGAGUGCCAGGGCUCAGCUCUGGGCCAUUGCGGCCAUCCCUCUCCACAGCGCUCUGUGGAACAGUAACACCCUUACUACUGGGGACAUGCUCAAGAACCAAGAGGAAUUAAUUGUAAGCGCUUCUCUCUUGCAGAAAGAUUGCUGCUGCUUCUCUCUUGUAGAAAGAUGUGGUGGUCAGCACUGAGUGGUAGGCAGGGCUGCUCUGCCUGGGCAGGAUUCUUCUAGAAAAGCUUCUCGCUAAUAAGUGUUUAGAAUUAUUCUUAUACAGGAUGUGUUUUAAAGCUGAGAGGCAAAGAUUUCAAUGUCUUGUUUAAAUUGGUCAUAAGUUAGAAUGUAUUUUUAUUGCCCGUUUUUACUUUUUAUAUGUAGUUUCACUCUUUCUGAAAAGUGAACGAAUAAACGUUGACUGCCCUC